This is a messenger RNA of Seriola dumerili (greater amberjack), 1618 nucleotides long. RefSeq names its product cyclin-dependent kinase inhibitor 1C-like (gene cdkn1cb). Bases 164 to 835 code for a protein of 223 amino acids. The transcript is spliced from 3 exons. Gene Ontology annotation, biological process: regulation of cell cycle. Gene Ontology annotation, cellular component: nucleus. Gene Ontology annotation, molecular function: cyclin-dependent protein serine/threonine kinase inhibitor activity. The record is from RefSeq and is a predicted model, not a curated record. Lineage: Eukaryota; Metazoa; Chordata; Actinopteri; Carangiformes; Carangidae.
GGGAAGGGAGACACAAGAGCGAGGAGAAAGAGAGGAAAGACACACACAUAAACACUCCUAAGGCACAACAACAGCACCUGAUCUUCUCUCAUCAGGGAUCAAUCAGCCACACCGGGCAUCUUCUUCUGUGUUCUUUUCGGGCUUUUUUGGAAAGAUUUUGGAGAUGUCCAACGUCCAGUUAUCGAGCAGCGCGCUGGAGAGGCUGGUGGCCAGGAGGACCUUCCCUCUCCACAGACGCACCAGCGUUUGUCGUAAUCUCUUUGGACCGGUGGAUCACGAUGAACUGAGCCGGGAGAUGAAAGCCAAGAUGCGGGAGAUUAACGAGCGCGACCAGCAGAGAUGGAACUUUAAUUUCGAGGCCAACACCCCGCUGGUUGGGGAUUACGAGUGGGAAGAGGUGCCCGUGGAUAAGACCCCGGUGUUUUAUCAGGACUCUGUACAAAACGGCAGGACCCGGGUGCUUGAGACGCCCGUCAAGCAGAAGCCCUCCGCGGACUCUGAACUCCCGGAGACGCCUCGUAUGGAUGUACUGGAGCGUUUGGCCGUGCCGGAGAGCAGCAGCAGCAGCAGCAGCAGCAGCAGCAGCACACCCUGCCAGGUGGAGGUCAACCAGGAGAACCGCACAGACAAGCUCAACUCAGGGAAGCAGACUCACAGACAGGUCCCGUGUGUUAGACGCAAGAGGACAGCCGCUACUGACAACAACACACACAUCACAGACUUUUUCGUGAAACGUAAGAGGGCUGCUGAUAGAAAAUCUAAUGAUGUGAGCGCGUGCCACCUCUCCAAGUCUCCAAUCCCGUUGGAACAAACUCCACGAAAGAGGAUCCGUUGAAGGUGUUUUUCUUUGUUUUUGUUGUUGCACUAUUUCCCUGCGCAUUUUUGAGGAUCAAUGGGAAGAUGUUUGUCCCCGCCACUUAAACGCUGGAGAGGAGGAUAGAAAACGGUGGGACGGUGCUGUUGGGGAAGGAAGCCCGGCUGAUCGGCCGGCUGCUCCGGCUCGGUGCGCCCCGGCGGAGCGGAGCCUGAACACGGGAGCAGACUCUCAGGACUGAACGGUUUGGGGGGAGGGAGAGGAAAGGAAAGGAGAGGAAAUUUCGCCGAAAGACUUCUAUCCAGUACAAAUGUAGCAUUCAUUAUUGCUUUUGCAUACAGCCACUCGACAGUGUUAAAUGUUUUAACAUCUGUGCAAUCCUAAAUUACUUAAAAAAAAAAAAAAAAAAAAAAAAAAAAAUUGUCUACACUGGCCAAAAGUGUACAGCUUUAUAGAGACAAUAGCCUAUAAAUGUUUAUUUCUGUUCUGGUUUUUCUGUAAAUGUAUAUUUUUAAGACUAUUCUAACUUAUAAUUUAUUUAUGUUUCUUUAUAUUUGUUAAAAUGCCUUGUUGAUUUAGCCAAAGGGCAUGUUUUUAUUUUAUUUUAUUUUAUUUUAUUUUAUUAUUUACAUUUUUCUAUUGUGAUGUUUUGCAAUCAUGUAGCUUCCCCAUAGUAGUCCACACUUGGAAAAAAAAAGGUUUCUUUGUGUUUCUGAGCCGUUUCUAUUUUUGUGUUUUCAUACAAGUGCCCUAAUUAUGUCUUGCAAAAGAUGAGAAUAAAAUAUUUUUCACUUCAACUUUAAA